This is a messenger RNA of Tachysurus vachellii, 6912 nucleotides long. It is a transcript of the gene tns2a, whose product is annotated as tensin 2a. The record is from RefSeq and is a predicted model, not a curated record. Bases 174 to 5762 code for a protein of 1862 amino acids. NCBI's taxonomy places the organism in Eukaryota, Metazoa, Chordata, Actinopteri, Siluriformes, Bagridae. Gene Ontology annotation, molecular function: protein binding; protein tyrosine phosphatase activity. Gene Ontology annotation, biological process: peptidyl-tyrosine dephosphorylation. The transcript is spliced from 28 exons.
CAAACACGAGCAAGAGGCAGAGAAACGAGAGGAGAGGGAGGACCAGUAAGGUCCAGCAUACUUUUUUUGUUUUUCUUUUAUUUUUUAUUUUCUUUUUUUUUUCUUUCUGUGUAAUAGUAACAAAAUCUUGAGUGUAAGAAAAGUGCAGCAUAAAUAAAUUAUUGCAUUAUUAUAUGGGUUGCACCCUGUGUACGGAUUGCUGUGGGGACGAGCCGGAGCCAGAGGCGCUCAGUGGGACACUAAACAAGGAGAGGACACACAACAGGAUCAACAUGAGACUCACCAAGGCAGGGAAGGGCGAGCCCCAUGAGUUUAAGGAAAAAACAUUCAAGAAGAAGCGCCAGUGUGGGGUGUGCAAGCAAAACAUCGAAAGUCUGGGAUCCUUCUGCCGAGUCUGCAAAACAGCUACUCACAAGAAAUGUGAAAGUAAGGCCAGCACACCCUGUACCCCGGCCCCAUCCUCAGAUUUGCAGCGGAGAGGAACGACAUCCUCACGACACAUUCAGCAUCUGGGCUCAACCAAAUCUCUGACAUACACCAAACCGAGGAGUACUUUACCCAGGAGUCUAAGUGUGGAUCGGGUGAUGGACAGGGUGAUGGAACGCCACUAUGACUUCGACCUCACCUACAUCACUGAGCGUAUCAUCUCUGUCUUCUUUCCCCCUCUGCUGGAUGAGCAGCGUUAUCGCCUCAAUCUCAAAGAGGUGGCAGCUAUGCUCAAGUCUAAACACCAGGACAAGUUUUUGUUACUAAAUUUGUCUGAGAAAAGGCAUGACAUCACACGACUUAACUCCAAGGUCCAUGACUUCGGCUGGCCAGAUCUACAUGCACCCCCACUAGACAAAAUCUGUUCCAUGUGCAAAGCCAUGGAGACAUGGCUGAACUCUGACCCCCAGCAUGUGGUGGUCCUGCAUUGCAAGGGGAACAAGGGAAAGACAGGCGUCAUCGUCGCAGCAUACAUGCAUUACAGCAAGAUCUCCGCAGGGGCAGAUCAGGCUCUCAGCACACUGGCAAUGAGGAAAUUUUGUGAGGACAAAGUGUCAUCUUCUCUCCAGCCUUCUCAGAACAGAUAUAUAUACUAUUUUGGUGGACUUCUCUCAGGGGCCAUAAAGAUGAACAGCAGUCCACUUUUCCUCCAUCAGGUUCUCAUUCCCACCAUCCCCAAUUUUCAUUCUGAUGGAGGGUACUUGCCCUUUAUGAAGAUCUAUCAGUCCAUGCAGCUGGUCUACACUUCUGGCAUUUAUGAUUUGCAGGGUUCAACAGGCAGAAAGCUGUGUGUGACCAUCGAGCCUGCUCUGUUGCUGAAAGGAGACAUUAUGGUAAAGUGCUAUCACAGACAACUUCAGGCCACUAGGGACACAGUGUUCCGCCUCCAGUUUCACACCUGCACCAUUCAUGGAUCACAGCUCUGGUUUGGGAAAGGAGAACUUGAUGAAGCUUGCUCAGAUGACCGAUUUCCCUCUGAUGCCACUGUGGAGUUUGUCUUUUCUUCUGGGCCAGAGAAAAUUAAAGGGCGAGAAUACCAGCGGAAUGACCCAGCAGUCACAGUUGACUAUAAUACAGCUGAUCAAGUGGUACGCUGGGAUUCUUAUGACAACUUGAAUCACAGACAUGGAGACAAUCAAGAUGAUAUUGCACACACUCGAGGGCCUCUGGAUGGCAGUCUGUAUGCUCAGGUGAAGAAGCGACGUGCUGCUUGUGCUUCCUCUUCCUCGUCCACCAAUGGUAGUCCAGGGAAAAUCUAUGAUGAGAGACAAGGUCAUCCCCUGUCACUUAGCACAGAUUCUGGGCAUUCAUCAGCUCCACCUGAACGUCUUGAAGAUUCACCCAGAAGACCACCACCUACUCAACAAGAACGCGAGGAAUUGGAGCGGCUUCUUGGAGGUAUUGAGGGAGAGAGGACUAGCAGGGAUCGUGAUCGUGAGACAGCAAUUUUGGAUGAUGGAGACUCAUUCCCACAAGAAAAUACUGGAUCGCUGCGCUUGGCUCGCUCAUGUUCUUGCCGCAUGGGCUACAGAUCACAGCGAUGCUCUGAAUUCCAUCACUUACCCAACGGGUACUGCUUGGACCACUCAACUCCCAGCAACAACCACACAGCAGUAUCUUCACCAAACAUGUUAGGUCUGUGCCAACACCACAGUGGUCAUUCUGUGCACCAGCCACUCCCACCUCCAGACCUGCUGUGGGACCGACAGCAAAGCACUCAGCACUACCUGCAUGGUCCUUCUAGACAUGCUUGCCCUUAUCCAUCCCAGGAGCUCUGCCCUCACCCUCAUUCACUUUCCCCUAGUGGAAGACUGCUGUGUCGAUCAGAUGAAUUCCUCCCGUACACCCAGGCACAACACAACCAUCCACACCACUCGAAAGCACCUGGACCCUACCAUGAUGUGAUGCUUGUAGACAGCCUUCUACCACCUCCUAGCUGCCCAUGCCGGGAUUGCUGCUUGAGACGAGAGGACUUUCACACUUUACGACUCGACAGAGGAGAAGUAUUGCACUGGGAAAGGGAAGAGCUCAAUCGAGAUGGUGGAUUAAGGCGAAGCAGAGGACCAGAUGUUCCAAGACAGACAGAAGUGCACUGGGAGCAAGAGGCAGGGUUAAGACAAGGUCGGGAGGUCUCACUACAUUGGGACAGGGACAGAGAGGCAGAACUACAAUGGGAGCGAGAACGAGAAGCUGAGUACUGGCACCGAAGAACUACCUUGCCACCAUAUGGCCCCUCAAGUCAUGAGCCUGCUUUCACAUUUGACCCACUGCCCCAGGGUCACCCUGCAUUUCCUGAACCCUCAAGAUCACUCAGUCAUGCCCACCUGGAUAUAAAGUAUAGCAGUGGCUCCAGCAGCUACCAGACAUCUCACCAGAUGUGCCCCUGCUCACCCUACCAGCCCUCGCCUUCUGAGAGUCGUGGCUACGCUUCAGGAUACCAGUCAGACUCCACGUCUCCACUGCCUCAUAGCUACUCCUCUUGCUAUAGCCAUACAGACCCCCACCAGCAGCACUACACCACCAACACACACUCAGAUGGUUCUGGAGUUCCAGGUGAGAAUGUAGGAUGGCGGGACCAUAUUACCCAUGGUUCCUUGAGGCGGCUACAUCGUGAAGCACAUGGACCAUGCUCCACCCCCUCAGAUAUAUCUGGACCACCCACUCCAGUCCACACCAGCAGCCCAACGCAUACACAAGAGAGCCCCAGUCUGAGUGUACGGGAUCAGGAGGCCCGAUCAUCAGAGAUGAGCACAGUCAGCACCUCACACCAGGAGAGAACAAACCCAUCUCUACAGAUAAAUCUGUCAAACUCUGGGCCAGACCCUCAUAAAGUUGGAAGUCCAUCCACAGAGCCUCCUAAAUCAUGCAUGUCCAUCCCAGAGAAACACUGCAUCCUUCCUCAUCAGCUCACUACACAUUCUCCUACUCAGCAACUCACAUUACAUCCUUCAUUUUCUCCUCAACAGCUCUCCCCACAUUCAUUGUCUUCUUCGCAGCAGCUCUCCCCACAUUCUUCCUCUCCUCAGCAGCUCUCCCCACAUUCUUCCUCUCCUCAGCAGCUCUCCCCACAUUCUUCCUCUCCUCAGCAGCUCUCCCCACAUUCUUCCUCUCCUCAGCAGCUCUCCCCACAUUCUUCCUCUCCUCAGCAGCUCUCCACACAUUCUUCCUCUCCUCAGCAGCUCUCCACACAUUCUUCCUCUCCUCAGCAGCUCUCCACACAUUCUUCCUCUCCUCCUUAUCAGAACACUACACACUGCUCCCCUCCUAAUCAAAACUCUCCACGUUGCCCACUUCCUCUACAGAACUCUGCACACUGCCUCCCUCUGCAGCAGAAUGGCACACAUGGGCCAACUCCUCAACAGCGCCCCGCAAACCACCCAUCUCCUCAUCAGAACUCCACACACUGCCCACCUCCUCAACAGAACUGUUCACACUCCUUACCUUCUCAACAGUGCUCUGCACAGCACUCACCUCCUCAACAGAGCUAUGCACACUGCAUAACUCCUCAACAGAGCUCCACAAGCCACCAACCUUCUCAACAGAACUCUGCACACUGCCCACUUCUUCUACAGAACACUGCACAGUGCCCGUGUCCUCAGCAGAGCUCUGUACACCACCCAGCUCCUCAACAAGACUCCACACACUGCCUAGCAUCUCAGGAGAAUUCUGCAUGUUGCUUGCCUCAUCAACAAAGCUCCACACACUGCUCUCCUUCUCCACAGAACUCCACACAUUCUGCCCCUGUAAUCACAACAACCGACACUAACCAGCAAGCCCCAGUGCCUUCUACCCAUUCUGCCCCAGCAUCUCCCACUAAGACCAACCAACAGCAGAGCACUAGCCAGCCAAACAAGGAAACCAGUCUGCCCCCCUCAGCUUCUCAGCCAAUCCAAAAUGAGGCAGUAUUACCCACUGUUUCUCCUCAUUCUUUGCACCAGAUUGACCAAAUCCCAAUAUCAGAGUCUGUUCCAGCCCAGCCUCACAGCAAUGGAAUGCCAUCAAUUUCUAAUUCAGAGACUCCCAAUUUAUCUCCUUCUUCUCCUGUUUUACCUCAACCACCAAUUGGUAGUCUGAAUGGCUCUUCCUCACCUGAACCCCACGUGCCAGGCUUUGCAACUCUGGGCAGGAAGUUGAUGUUGGGUACAGAAUCCACCCUAUCUGGAGAUCCAGAUACCAGUUGCAGCACCGCUGAUGCUUACCCUCUUAUUGACAACACUGCCACACAGCCUCCUUUGCCAGAGAAAAGACGACAGGGUACCCAGCCAGACUCACCCAAUGGAAGGUCAGGCACCUUAAGAGCAUCCACGAGUCAUUCCCCCUCUGGCCAACACCAUGUUACCUUCUCACCAUUGGUAGGAGCUGUGACUGUACCAUGUGGGCAGAAUGAUGGGCUGGAAGAGGGUGAAACAGGCACCAGGGUCAGUGUGAAGUUUGUGCAGGACAGCUCCCGUUUCUGGUACAAGCCUGGAAUCUCCAGAGAACAAGCAAUUGCAGCUCUGAAGGAAAAGGAGCCGGGUGCAUUCGUCAUCAGGGACAGUAACUCCUUCCAGGGGGCUUAUGGUUUGGCCCUCAAAGUGGCCUCACCACCUGCCAACAUCAGCAGCCAUUCCAGCAAAGGAGAUCCUCUGGAACAGCUGGUGAGACAUUUCCUAAUUGAGACUGGACCGAGAGGGGUGAAAAUCAAAGGCUGUCAAAAUGAGCCUUACUUUGGGAGUUUAUCGGCGCUGGUAUAUCAGCAUUCCAUUACACCCAUCUCUCUGCCCUCGGCUCUCCGCAUCCCUGACAAAGAUCCCAUAACAGAGAUCCAGGAAGUGCAGCCUGUCAGCAACAUGAGCACAGCAGCAGACUUACUGAAACAGGGAGCAGCAUGUAAUGUGCUGUACCUGAACUCGGUGGAGACUGAGUCUCUCACAGGACCACAGGCAGUAGCUAAAGCGACAGGCAUGAUGAUGUCACUAAGCCCUCGGCCUUUAGCCACGGUAGUGCACUUUAAAGUGUCGACACAGGGCAUCACUCUGACUGACAGUCAGCGCAGGGUUUUCUUCAGGAGGCACUACCCAAUUAACAGUGUGACUUUUAGCAGCAUUGAUCCACAGGACAGGAGGUGGACUAACUCAGACAGCACAACAACUAAAGUGUUUGGGUUUGUAGCUAAGAAACCAGGCAGCGUGGCAGAGAACGUGUGUCACCUGUUUGCCGAACUCGACCCGGAGCAGCCAGCCACUGCCAUCGUUAACUUCAUCAACAAAGUCAUGUUGGGGCCACAGCAGCGCUAGAGGAAGAAGAAGGCAGAAAACUACUACACUCCCUGCCAGGAAAAAAGACGUACGAGUUACCAAAGCACUGAAAACUAGUUUGUUGUGUAGAUAAAGUGCUUCAAGACCAAAUCAAAGUGAGUCCAAUAAACAGUGACACACAUGUCGUAUAUAAAUAAAUCAUAACACACUACUAGAAGUCAUAAUCAUUGAGGUAGGAAUAUUACUGAGCACUGUUGCUUUCUUUUAUACAUGAAAAGUGUCUUAGUGUCAGAAUAACAAAGCACAUGCACUCAGAAAUACCAAAUAUCUCCACAGCUGACAAUCAACAGACUUUCUGUAUGUAUUUUAUUAAUCAGCUUUAAGUAGUUGAAUAGCGACUAGCUGCUAUAAGUGUCUGAUCAGGGACACGGUAGAAGAGAGUACAAAAGAAUGUUUGAGAGAGUCCGAGAUUUACUGGGAUUUAAAGGUGGCGUGAGGAAAGGAAGUGCGCCGGGCUUUCAGAAGGGUGUGUGAGGUGCAGGCAUACAGCGGUGGUAACAAUAGUGUAAAUAGGUUCAUCUAGAGUCGUAUAAGUUUGUCAUGUUUUUCAGACAGAUUGACAUGUAGAAUGAAGUUAAACAGACAAAAGAUUUGAUAAUAAGCUUUCCGCUUCCACUGCUGUACUCAACAUUGGUCGUUUUAUUGCAGCAUAAUCAACCUGCCGAGAAAAAUCCAGCAAUACAAGUUGUUGUUUUUUUUUUUUUUUUUAAAUACACAGCCCUAAAAAAGAAAGAAAUGUAUCAAAAUUUAUAUAUUAAUGUAAUUCAUUUUCAUGUCUUAACCAUGUUCCUGUAAAAAAGGAGGUUUAAAGUUUGAACUAAAAUGCUUUGCUCAGCACUCAUAUUUAUUCAGCUUUAUUCAGUAACGAUUCAAACGUCCUGUAUUUUGUUGCAUGUAUCAGAGUCAUUAUGGCUUUCUAAGAGACAGACAUGUCCGACAGCUUUAAUAUAUUGUACUCUGUAUUUUUCUUGUCGAUCGUUGUAUUUAGUAAUAUAUUCACACAGAUGCAGCUCAGAAAGUAAUUAAAAUACUUAAUGGAAGGAAACUUUUAUAUUAAAUGGAUUUGUAAACUGCUAUUUUUUCAAUAUAAGCAUAAAUGAAUAUAAUAAAUAUAAAGCUGUGGUACCAA